Messenger RNA from Penicillium daleae, 3720 nucleotides. RefSeq names its product DUF3433 domain-containing protein. The transcript is spliced from 3 exons. The coding region runs from base 1 to 3720 and encodes 1239 amino acids. The record is from RefSeq and is a predicted model, not a curated record. Lineage: Eukaryota; Fungi; Ascomycota; Eurotiomycetes; Eurotiales; Aspergillaceae.
AUGGACCUGAGGCGCUGCGGGGGGUUCCGGGCUCAAUUGGCUGCGUUCAUCGCACCAUUUUGUGCUCCCCUCGUUGCUCCUCAGCGUCGAGGCUGGCGUCCGCUAGCUUUGCGCCCGCCCUACCUCAUCUCCCUCGUCUCUCUCUUGCUGUUCAUGCUUCUGGCCCUCGAGGGUCUACGACAAUAUAGCCAUCGCCGCGGAGGGUUGGUCUUCUUCAGCGAUACCGACGAGGUCUCGGCCUUGCAAUCAUUUGCCUAUAAUUAUGUGCCCAUCAUUGUCGCCCUGGUGCUGGUCAUGAUCUGGACGGUCACCGAUUUCGAUGUUCUACGCCUCGAACCGUACUUCCAACUCUCGCUUCCUCAAGGCGCGCCUGCCACGGUCCUUUUUAUCAAUUAUAACUUCGGUCAAACCAUCCUCACUCCCAUCAAUGCGGCCCGUCGUCGGCACUGGAUUGUUCUGUGGGUCUCGGUGCUAACAUUGUCGAUCCGUCUGAUUCUCCCGGCCUUGCACAGUACCGUCUUUGAACUGCGGGAAGUGACUGUGAAGAGUCGAGUCUCAAUGAAAAGCUGGCCGGUCCUGGUCGAUCUCGAAACGCAAGCAACAUGGAUGUCCACCCAGGCCAACAACACUGUCGAUUCGGUUCUGUCGGCGGACGAACAAGCGCGCCGGUCGCGGUCGACGGAAUAUGCCAUCGCCCCCGUGGAGAUCCCCAACAACACAAACGAGGAGGAGGAUGAUACACUGUGGAAUCUGGAUCAAGAAGUCUAUUGGGCCCAGGUCACUUGUGAAAAUAUGCCUCUCGAUAACAAAUUGUCCGUCACGAUCAACACACCGGACCACGGCUAUCCAACCGUUUCGUGGAACGCUUCCGGCAUCGACCUCGACGAUGCCUAUGGUCAUGCUACCUCGUGCAAGCUGGACUUUUCGUACGACAGCGUUUUCUUUCCCUCCACCGAUUAUCUCCAAGUCCGCUAUUGGGAGCCUGUCAUCAGCAGCGCCGCAGAAUCUGCCUAUCGAGAUCGCUCACGGGCAUUCAACCUGACCGGAUGUGACCCAUACGAUCUAUACGGGAUGGUGAUCGGUGUCAAUGCUACCGAAUCCGAGUCUGACUCUUCCACGUACACAGCAUCCGGUGUAGCCUUUGCUUGCGACAUUACAUAUCACAAGGCUCAAGCCAGUGUCUCGAUGCAUUCCAACAGUUCCAUCGAAAGCCUCCACGUCAAACCCUCCACCACCCAGACCCUAACCAGCUCGGAGUUCAACAUCGAGCACUUCCAAGCUCUCCUCUCCCAACGGGCUCCGUAUACCAGCGACAUGCUCUUUAUUCGUGACAAUGCUACCACUGGUAGUCGCGCCGUGACUGAAUUGCCCGUGAUCAGUCAGGAGCUCGGUGAACUUCAACCCCUUCUCAUCCUGGACACAUCCACCUUGAUGACCGAAUCUGAGUUUGAAACAAAGAUCACUCGCGACGUGGAACAAACCUUUGUCCUGACCCUCGGUCGACUUUUCGAUCCUGACAUUCAGCCCACCGUGGUUUCAGCCACUCGGGUCACUAACCAAGUUGCAAUUGCCGUCGUGCAAUUCGCCGCAUUAUGGUCUGAGCUCAUUUUGGCCUUGGCCACUUUGACUACUGUCUAUCUUCUUUUCCUAUACCGCUCACGAGAGACCUUUCUCCAGAGCGACCCCGGAUCUAUCGGCGCCAUGUGCAGUAUUGCUGCCGAUAUUUUCCAUCCCUCCAAUGUCCUAGCAGAGCCUCAUGUUGAGUUCCAUCAAUUCUCCACUCGCCAGAUGCGUCGUAUCUUCAAGAAGGCCCGCUGCUAUUGGCGCCCUGGCCCAUCCGGUAACAGACUGGAGAUUCUUGCAGAGGAUGGUUCGCCAGUGCAACUCGGAGAAGAUUUGCGUGUUCACGCCGACCCAAUGCCUCAUUUUCUGCUCAUCCCUUUCUUUAUCAUUGAAUUCUUAGCUCUAGCAGCUGUCAUUAUCCUGAUGGCGCUCGUGGUGUCUUCGCUUGCCCGAGAUGGCAGAUUCAAACAUCUAACGCAGACCGAUUCUACAUCCUUCCAGGUCAUCCUUUCCUUCCUGCCUUCUGUGGUCGCAUCUUCCGUUGGCUCCUUAUGUACUUCCAUUCAUCGAAACCUCAGCGUUCUCGAGCCUUGGGUCCAUCUCCAAAGAGGAAAAGCCCCCGCCAAAGUCUCCUUGUCACUGAACUACUCUUCCCAGAGCCCGUUCGUAAUCUUGUUCAAGUCGAUCCGCGACCGACAUGCUUUGCUCGGCUUGGUCUCUCUGGCCUGUAUCGUCAAUAUGGUUCUCACGGUCGUGGCGGGUGGGUUGUUCACACAGCAACUGACGUCCUCAACCCUCCCGACCCAAGACUUGACUGCCAACUAUAGCCAAUCUGUCUUCUGGCGAACCGACUUUGCAGCGGAGUUCACAGAGUAUGACUUGAUCCAGACAAGCAUCACGAGUGGAGUUCCUAUGCUGUCCUGGACCAGCCCAAACCAGUCAUUCAUCCCGCUCCAUAUUCAUAACCGUAAUUCGGAUGUGAUGUAUGGCGCCACUACUCUCGGCGUUGGUUCGCAACUACAGUGCUCUCCGCUCUCCUCGGCCGAUGGUUUGGUGUAUAACGCAACCUCUGGUCAUCAAUACUGGCAGUAUAGCAUGUUCCACAACUCAUCCCAAGAAUGUGUUGCCGCUAUGCCUACCCCGAAGAAUAAGAAUGAAGGGAUCGCCUUGUCCAUUCAGUUCCUGUCUGCUAGUGAUAGGAUUCACUCGGACAUCUGUCAAACCUCGAGUGUCAUUGUUGUUGGCCGCUGGAACUACAUGGCUGACACAGCAGUGACCGACAACAACACGAUUGCUUUACAUUGCGAACCGCAUGUCCGCCUCCAGAAUUACUCGAUUACGUUUGACCAGAAGGGACAGAUCCAGGGUCAUGAUUCCGUUGCAAAUACAGCCAUCACCACGGGUGAAAUGUAUGAGAACGCGACCGUGAGUCUAGGACAGUUCAAUAAAGUGUUUGUCGCCAUUCCUGAGAGCUAUGUCGGCAACACCACUUCUCAGAAUGGGACGUAUAAUAUCUCUUCCUACGACUGGGCUGGCUUCCUCGUGGCACGGUUGUACCAGCGGGCAGAUCCGGAUUUCGAUUCUCUCGAUGUUGAUCGCUUCACGGACCUCACUCAGGUCGUAUAUCAGUGGGUCUAUGCCACCUACUUUUCUAUCUGGCACGACAUCUACCUCCAACCAUUAAAGCAUCCACAUACCGCGGCCAACGCUACCGUGAUCCGAAGCACUUGGGGCAUGGUGCCGUCAGUGCCGUCGCUCGCCAUUGCUUUGAUAAUCAUCGCCUUCGACACACUCGUUGUCCUUGUGGUCUUUGGCACCCGCCAUGGCCGAUUCCGAGGCCCACGAAUGCCACGGUCCAUUGGUGCCAUCAUCCCCUGGAUCGCACAUAGCCGCAUGCUCGGCGACUUCAGCGACACCUACAAAUGGACCAACUCUCAGCGGCGUGACCACCUGUCGACCUUGGGCAAAAGGUACGCAUUCCGACAAUUCAUGGGUCUGGAUGGUCGUUGGCGCUUCGCUGUCGACGAAGAGCCUCCUGACGUCAAAAUACCACCACAAUCUGACCUUCCCCAAAACGACCCCGAGUCGGAAGAGGGCAAAACGACAUCCAUCCAACUGCAGGAGUUGCCAAACCAGCAGUCUCGGCCGCGAAACUAA